Cheilinus undulatus (humphead wrasse) is the source of this 3280-nucleotide messenger RNA. RefSeq names its product segment polarity protein dishevelled homolog DVL-3. The record is from RefSeq and is a predicted model, not a curated record. Gene Ontology annotation, biological process: intracellular signal transduction; canonical Wnt signaling pathway. Bases 14 to 2023 code for a protein of 669 amino acids. NCBI's taxonomy places the organism in Eukaryota, Metazoa, Chordata, Actinopteri, Labriformes, Labridae. The transcript is spliced from 14 exons. Gene Ontology annotation, cellular component: cytosol. Gene Ontology annotation, molecular function: frizzled binding.
AGGCAGCAUCAGCAUGGCCGAGGAGACCCGCGUCAUCUACCACCUGGACGACCAGGAAACCCCGUACCUGAUCCGGAUCAACGUACCCGCGCAGCGCGUCACCCUGGCCGACUUCAAACAGAUCGUGAACAAACCGAACGUGAAAUUUUUCUUCAAGAGCGUGGACGAUGACUUCGGGGUGGUGAAAGAGGAGAUCAGCGAUGACGGCGCUCGGCUGCCCUUCGUGAAUGGACGAGUCGUCUGCUGGCUCGUGUCCUCGGACUCGUCCCUGCCUGAUUUCAGAGGGUCGGACAGUCAGUCUUUAGCCACACCCACUAGUCCAGCUCCGCCUCCUGUCGAAAGGACAGGUGGGAUAGGAGACUCCAGACCGCCAUCUUUCCACGCUGCUGUCGCCAGCAGUCAGGAUGACCAGCAGGGGCUGCUACAAAGACCCGAGGGGGCGAAGGACACAGGUGGGCGUCUGAAUGGCCAUGCCCACCAACCAGGUGACCAGAAUGGGCGGAAGCCGGCAGGUGGAGGUGACAGCUCGUCAACCCAGCAGAGCAGCCAAUUAGAGACAACCAGCUUCUGCUCGUCUGAGGAAGACUCCGGAGGAAGGUUCAGCCAGUCAACAGGCCAGAGCAGUUCCUCACCUAAACUCGUCAGGCGACAACGCCGCCGCCAUCGAAAACCCAAAACUCAGCGGAUGGAGAGGUCAGUGUCUUUCAGCAGCGUUACUGACUCUACCAUGUCUCUGAACGUUAUCACCGUUUCUCUGAACAUGGAGCUGUAUAACUUCCUGGGGAUUAGUAUCGUUGGUCAGAGUAACGACAGAGGAGACGGGGGUAUUUACAUCGGCUCCAUCAUGAAGGGCGGAGCGGUAGCAGCUGACGGACGCAUCGAGCCUGGAGACAUGUUACUACAGGUGAACGACAUAAACUUUGAGAACAUGAGUAAUGACGACGCCGUACGGGUGCUGAGAGAGAUCGUUCAUAAACCAGGCUCUGUGACACUGACAGUGGCCAAGUGCUGGGACCCCAGUCCACGAGGAUGCUUCACGUUGCCCAGGAGUGAGCCAGUCCGGCCCAUCGAUCCUGCCGCCUGGGUGUCCCACACGGCUGCCAUGACAGGCAGGCUUCUCCCCCACUACAGUAAGUCUCCCAUCAGCUCCUAUGGCUCCCCUUCUCAACCUGUUGUCCCCUCUUUGACUCCGCCCACCUUAUGUUGGUAUUACUCAGGUGUGCAGGAGGACCACUCCCUGACCAUCCACAGUGACAUGACCGCUGUGGUCAGAGCCAUGGCCAACCGGGAGUCUGGCCUGGAGGUCAGAGAUCGGAUGUGGUUGAAGAUCACCAUCCCCAACGCCUUCAUAGGUUCUGACGUGGUUGACUGGCUCCACCGGAAUGUGGAAGGUUUCACGGAUCGCCGUGAAGCUCGAAAGUACGCCGGAAACCUGCUGAAGGCGGGCUACAUCCGCCACACAGUCAACAAGGUGACGUUCUCUGAGCAGUGCUACUAUGUCUUCACUGACCUGUGUGCAGGUCUCGGGGUGCUGUCUCUGCUGGACCACAUUGAAGGAGGAGGAUCGGACUGCGACCUACUGGCCCCACCUCCAGGCCCCCAGCAGCCCCUGGCCUUCCCCUACCAGUUCCCCAUCCCUCACCCCUACAGCACUCCUCCCCCCAAUGCUCAGCUACCUGCCUGGGGAGGAGGAGAAGGAGGGAGUCCACACAGUGAAGGAGAGCAAGGAAGCAGCGGCUCAGACUGCAGUGAAGGGAAGAAAGAGCGAGAACGAGGCAGCCAAUCAGAGCCUACCACACAGGAAGUUGGUGUUUCGUCAGACAAACAGCUGACCGAAGGGUCGCCUAGCAACCACAGUGCCCGGCAGCCCCUGGCCUCCUUCUCUGGUCCCCAAGGUAACAAGGACUCCAAAGAUCUGGCACCAUCACCGGCUCGGGCUCGCCAUCGUGACCUUGCCACUGCCCGUCAGUCCUUCUGCCUGGCCAUGGGAAACCCCAGUGAUUUCUUUGUGGAUGUCAUGUGACCAGUUUAAUGUGUCACUUCCUGUCAGGAGACCAUUCCAAAUAAAAACUCAUUUUUUGCUUUGAAGACGUUUGGAGGCAACCUGUAGCUGACUGCCAACUAACACUGGGAACGUUGGCCGCCAUCCUGAGCAGGAAUGACAAAGUUUGAUCCAAAACUACAAGAUUAACAUUAAACUUCCUGUUGGUAUGAUAAAAAGGCAUCGAUCAAGUAAGAAUCACUGUGAGCACCAGCAGAAGACCCACGUUCCUCCUCCUAAAACACAGCAGGGGUUCUACUGGGAUGGCAAGCUCCUACAUCUGCUCUGGUUCUACUGGGACAGCGAGCUCCUACAUCUGUUCUGGUUCUACUGGGAAGGGUGGUCGUACGUCUGUUCUGGUUCUACUGGGACGGCGUGCUCCUACAUCUGUUCUGGUUCUACUGGGACGGCGUGGUCGUACGUCUGUUCUGGUUCUACUGGGACGGCGUGGUCGUACAUCUGUUCUGGUUCUACUGGGAUUGCGUGCUCCUAUGUCUGUUCUGAUUGACUUCAGAGGGCUUCAGCCAUCUUUCUGAGGUGUUGACAGGUAGACUUAUCGGGGACAUCCUGUUAGCCUGAUGUCGUCCUGAUCUUUGACUGCCUGCACGUCAUCAUGAGGUUGGCCCUCACUGAGAGCCAUGAAAAGCAGGUGGACAGGUGAGCAUAAACAUGCUGGUGAAAGUUUUAAUGAUUGAGGAGUUUCAGACAUCAGAGCGGUCCAUGACCACAGGACCUCAAACAGAGCUCAGACUCCACAUGUUGGCACGUUUAAGGUUUCCAGUGAUCAGAAGCUGAACGAACCUCCUGCCUAGUGUCAGAUUGACCAAUAACAUUGACAACGUGAGAGGAAGCCCCUCUGUCCCAUCUAGAAGCAGACUGUCUGUGCUGUUUAAGUUUGAUUGAAGCUUUGGUACCUACUGAUUUUACUGAUCUUUGAUUGUUAGUAUAUUGCAAUUUCAUUGGAAUUUUCAGAGUAAUAAAAGUUGAAGCUGGCCAGUUUAAACAGCAGCCGUCAGCCAAACAGCAGACUACUCACUGAAUACAGCCUCUGCAUGACCUCAUUAAAAAUUCAUCAAAUAUAGAAAUGUUCUUUUUUUAUAAUUAUUCUAACGGUGUGUUAAUUAUAAAACAAUGGAAUUAGACUGAGCUGUUUCUUUGUGAACCUUAUCUCUGUAUUGUGAUGAAAUGACUCUGAAAGCUUUUAUUAACUUAAAAAUAAUAAACAUCACCCUGUCUUCA